Molecule: messenger RNA, 1936 nt
Organism: Tigriopus californicus
Lineage: Eukaryota; Metazoa; Arthropoda; Copepoda; Harpacticoida; Harpacticidae
Exons: 2
Coding region: 777-1889 (370 amino acids)
Source: RefSeq, a predicted model, not a curated record
GGUCGAAGCAAAACCUUGAGAAAACGAGAGAGUGGGCCCCGAUUCCGUUCUCGCAUGUUGUUCGUUCCAUUCAUCCUUCUCCGUUGUCGUCUUUUUUGCUAAUUGAGCUUUUGGAUUGGACCCUAAUAUACAUAUGAAUGGAACUGGUUCAAUUCCGAUAUCACUCAUUGAGGGAGAUGGGACGGAUUGGCAUGGAUGACGCAAACUCUUUCAAUUCCUUCUUGCCCGACCCAAUGUUUUUUCCAGUUUCCGUAGUAAGGAAGAAGAUCGGCCCGGCCCACGUUUUAGACCUUAAAGCGACAUCUAGUUCAAGCUAUCAUCCAAAAAGUGACAAAAGACUCCACUGAACACUAUUUUUAAGGGCCCUCUUUUACAUGGCAAUGCUUCCGUUCAUCCGUCUAUUCUUCUUGCUUCACAUCACUCGGUAUUCUUUUUUUUUCGAGCCAUUUCUUCUCGAUCCUGAGACAAGAAUCCAGCCCAUAAUCGCUGGCGGGAGAACUGUUCCACUUUCUCGGGCCCGAAACCCACCCCGAAAAAAGUGAGCAGAGUCAGAAAAAAACGCUCCAGCGUUGCGGUUCAUUCGCGCUCGACGAAAGGACCGGACUCGACUUAUCAGUCAGUGGAUCUGGGCGAGCGUAUCAAAAAGCCAUCAUUGCUAAUGCAUUGGUCGGUGGGAAACAACCGGGCUUCGUCGGGACCAACAGAUCAAGUGAUCCAUUUCCUCGAUUAAAGUGUGGUGUUCCAAGUCCAAGACUCAGUGAUUGCAUUAGGUCUCGAUGGAGUGGGUGGUGUUAUGGGUAAUGGGACUUUUGCUCUCAAAUGCCCAGGAGGGAUGGGGAAGAGAGGGUUCCGUGGGCUUCUCGAGUUCGAUGAGAUGGGGCCAAGACAGAUCCAUCUUGCGAUUUUGUAAUUGCCCCUUUGAUUGCCUCUCCAACGACGGGCAAAUCUAUCACAACAUCUCACUCUCGAUUGAGGAACUGUUGACCAUGCCGCGAAACCAAAGCACCAACGCGGCCUUACGGGACAAAUGUAUGAAAAAGUUCGACCACGCCCUUCGUCAACUCGGUGACCAUCGAGUCCCGGCCCUGAAUACCACACCCACGAGACCACUCACCCCGUUGGUCACUCCCGUGGCCCAUCCCACGCCUAGAUCCCCGCCUCAAAUUCACCCGAAUCUUCACAUGGCCCAAGUGCUCACCACUCUGAUUGAGGUCCUGAUCUACAUGGCCAUCGGUCUAACUUUGGUGUUCAUGUUAGCCCUUCCAUUCUUGAGAACAAAACAAAUUCCCUCUCCGUCUGAGCACGUCUUCGAACCCCGAUCCUCACGAUUUUUGACAGCCGAGAGCUUGCCAAUUCACGAGCAUUCAUCCGCUCGUUCAUCUUCAUCAUCAUCCUUUUCCUCUGCGUCAUCUUCGUCCUCGGCGGCUCCUGUUCCUACAUCUUCCUCCUCUUCUUUCCCAACUUGGAGGACCAGGGUGGGUGCUCAUCAUGUUCAUUGUGGUGGCACACUGGUUGGAUCGUCCUCGACAGCCUCGCAAGUGAUAAUUCAUCUCCCAUCGAUAUUUGAGGAUCCGACUUCAUCCGCCACGGGGCCUCAAUCAGCCUCAUCCACCUCGUCAUUGUCUACUUACGAUUCGCCAGAGAUUUCCACGUUGAAAGUGAGCAAGUUCCAGGACCAAGACGUACCCGCGACCAAUCGAAGUGGGACUUGCUCGAAUGCUUCCACGAUUUCGACCUUUGUUCCAAAGGAGGAAGAGACUCGGACCAAAAAUGGGAGUAUGUCAGAAUAUUAUUUGAAUACCAUGCACGCUCACGAUCGACGGGAACAGAGUGCUUUGGAACGCAAUGAGAGGAUACUUUCGCUAUUCGAUUUUAAGGAUCUUGUUUGAAUGACAUUAUGAACGAAAUAAAUGAGUAAGAGUUCCACAAAUACUGU